UGAGGACUUCAGGAUCAUUCUUCCCAGGCAUGUGCCUCUGUCACUCACCAGCCUGCAGCUGCACGUUGCUGUCCCUCUGUGUCCUCUGUGUUCCCAGCACACGGCUCCCGGCCCUCCCCUCGCUGCCCCUCUGCAGCCUGACAAAACUUUUUAUACUUUCCUAAUUUAAUCUGCGGCUCAAAACAGGAAGUUUUGGAAGAUCUGAGCAAAGACAGUUGGACGUCGUUUGCUUUUGCUCCAUCAUGGGCCUCAUACGAAGCUGGGUAGUCGCCCUCCUGCUGGUGCUGCUGUCGCCGCUGCAGCUUCCACACUCUGGCUUAGCCCAGGAUGUGGCUGAGGAGGAAGAUGAGGUGGACACCAGACAUGCGGCGGAAGCUGAGGAUGAAGAUGGGGAAGGUGCUGAGGAAGACGAAGAGGUAGGAGAGGCGGAUGAAGAAGAAACUGACGAGGAGGAAGCUGGAGAAGAACAGGAGGAUGAUGAGGAAGAGGAGGAAGAUGAGGAGGAAGGAGAGGAAAAUGAGGAGGAUGGAGAGGAAGAGGAGGAUGAGGAUGAGGAAGAAGAUGAGGCAUCAGAGUCAGAUGACAGAAGUGAAGAGGAAGAGGAUGAUGAAGAAUACGAUGAGGCUGCAGACGAUGAAGUAGCUAAUGAUGAGGAAGAGGAGGACGAUGAAGCUGCAGAUGAUGAAGUAGCUAAUGAUGAGGAGGAGGAAGGCGACGCUGAGGAAGAGGAAGCAGAGGAUCAUCCUGCUGAAGAUGAAGAAGAUGAAGAGGAAAACACAGCAGAUGAUGCCGAUGAGACAAACGAAGAGGAGGAAACUUCAGACAAGCAGCAGUUCCACUCUGGAUCGCUGUGCAGCAUUUGCUCCAUCUGUGAGCGUUGCUCUGAACUCUGUGAUAAGUGUCCGUGUGCAGAAGGAGACGAGUCGGAUCACUGUGAGCGCUGCGAAGAUUGCUCGUCCUGCUACAUCUGCCCCAUCCUGUGUGACACCGUUUGCACUCCAGGCGGUUUCGUCGAUGAACUGACCGGAUCCAUCUUCCAGUCCGUUUCUUCUCUACUUUGAGCAAAAUGCACAGAAGCUUCUUCCAUGAAGAUGACUGUGAUAAAACGGUUGAUUCAGGAUUAAAACAAGGACUUGACAUCCAGCAGGAGUUAGUCUGCAGUCAUUGUUUAUGUCCUAAUUAAAGCUUUAAUGUUAUUAAGAGCUGGGAGGUCAGGCUGUGAGGUUUAUUACAUUUUUUUGUAUGAAUUUUAUUAUAAAAAAAAUAAAAGCUACAGUCACUCAUUUCAUGUUGGGGCAAAAAUAUAAAUAAAAGUUUUAAGUAACGUUUAUUGCCACUUAAAUACCAAGCAACUGUAGAAAAGUAACAUCCACCUCUUCUUAAAUCAUGGAUUAUAUGGAAAUAAAUUUUUCACUUUCAGAAAUGCAAAAGGAAAACAUUAUAAAACACAGUCCACUUCUCAUGACAGCAUGAUGUAAGAGAAAGAGCUGAAAUUCUUGAAUGGUUGAGAAAUGAAGUCAUGCAAUGUCAGUUUAGAAAACAUUUUAAAGACUUUUGGUCUGCAGUGGAGCCAGAGGCGGUCCCAGCCUGUGUGGCACCCUGGGCGAACCACCGCACUCUCCCCAAUAAAUUUAAUAUCAGCUUUUGUAUAUUCAAACACUGAAUAUAUAAGAAAUUAGACUGCUGUACUGACAUAGUGUAAAUGACAGUAGACUCAGAAUGCACCCAAUAUUGGCAAUUUACUAAAUCGUAAAGUUUAGGGACUGAGGGAGAGGCAUGGCGCUCGUCCCGCCUCCCACUGGUUGGAGCUGUUAUGAGGAGGAAAAAGUGAUGAUCGCACCCAGAGUGCCCGACUCUAACCCUGCAUCACAAAACAGCCAAAAGCAUCUGAAACCCUGCAGGCCUCAACCCAGUUAGCAUUAGUGUUGAUAAACUUAAACAGGCUUUUUAUGCUCUAGUGUGGCUAAAUUAAAACCAUUCUG
Molecule: messenger RNA, 1982 nt
Organism: Poecilia latipinna (sailfin molly)
Lineage: Eukaryota; Metazoa; Chordata; Actinopteri; Cyprinodontiformes; Poeciliidae
Product: sarcoplasmic reticulum histidine-rich calcium-binding protein-like
Exons: 7
Coding region: 243-1061 (272 amino acids)
Molecular function (GO): calcium ion binding
Source: RefSeq, a predicted model, not a curated record